Messenger RNA from Lottia gigantea (owl limpet), 690 nucleotides. RefSeq lists its product as hypothetical. Gene Ontology annotation, molecular function: ubiquitin protein ligase activity. The record is from RefSeq and is a predicted model, not a curated record. The transcript has 4 exons. NCBI's taxonomy places the organism in Eukaryota, Metazoa, Mollusca, Gastropoda, Lottiidae. The annotation marks the transcript as partial. Gene Ontology annotation, biological process: protein ubiquitination; Notch signaling pathway. Gene Ontology annotation, cellular component: nucleoplasm.
AAAUCAAAAUCAGAAUUACCAAAUAAAUUUUUGAAACCCGUUGUAAAUCCUGCUGAAAUAGAAGACUGUUGUAUUUGUUGUGAAAAGUUAAACACAGAAUCAGGGUAUGGUAACAGUAACCAUAGCGAUGGUGAGGUGGUAGCUUUGUCGCUAUGUAACCACAUGUUUCAUCGUCAGUGUUUAAUGGCCAUGUAUAACAGUGGCCCAAAGGAUGGUAGUAUACAAUGUCCCAACUGUAAGAAAAUCCAUGGUUUAAAAUUGGGCACGUGCCCUGGGGGUGAGAUGGAGUAUUGGACCCUACCUGAAUCAUUACCAGGUCACAGUGAUUGCGGCUCUAUUUGUGUUCGAUAUAAUAUUAGAUCGGGAACUCAGGGUCCAGAACAUCCAUCACCUGGUUCAAGAUAUUCUACAUACGGGUUCCCUCGUGUUGGAUAUUUACCUGAUAAUGAGAAGGGUAGGAAGGUAUUACAGUUAUUUAUUGUUGCGUGGAAAAGACGUAUCAUGUUUACAAUUGGAACAUCAUCAACAUCAGGUUAUCAAAAUACAGUCACGUGGAACGAAAUACAUCAUAAAACUGAGUUCGGGUCUAAUAAUUCUGGACAUGGAUAUCCCGAUCCUAACUAUUUAGAUAAUGUGUUGUUGGAACUAUCCGUUCAGGGCGUUACCGAGGAAGAUUUGAACGAUGCCUAA